GAAAUGAGUGUCUAAAUCGACAACUUAUCUGUUUGCCCCUCAAUCCUGCAACAGAUCAGAAGCCACGUCGUCAAUCCCAAGGUCGCUGCAGACCAAUCGCUGGAUUCUUCGCUGCAAUGAGUUCGCUGUCGGCAAUGGAUUCGCUGGAAUUCUGGAGCUGGUCCACUCCAAUACGGUGCUAGGGGUAGACGAUCAGUCUCAUGCUUCUGGUACUUAAAAAGUAGCUAUUUCUCCGAGAAUGAUAAGCGUCGUCAUCUCUGCUCAACGGAGGAAGCCCCCAUCAUCUGUCUUGGACCUGCACGAUGGACAAAUAUACCUUCCGUACGACGCCUCAGGCGAACGCCAAGGCUAUUGUCUCUGGCCCGAACUACCGCUUCACCGUUCUGACCGAUCGUCUCGUGAGGUAUGAAUGGGUGGACGAGCCUGGAAAGUUCGAGGAUCGGGCUUCGACGUUCGCCAUCCAUCGCGACUUUCCGGUGCCCGAGUUUCGAGUGGUGGAUAAGGGCGGAGAUCUGGAGAUUAUCACGCCGUAUCUGCAUUUGAGCUACAACAAGAAACGGUUCAGUCCCGAUGGUUUGCUGGUGGACUUUAAUAGCAAAUUCCUCAAGCAUGGAGGGCAGUGGCGGUAUGGCGAUGCUCCCGAGGGCAACCUGGGAGCCACGGCUAGAACACUCGACAUGGUUGAUGGGCGGUGCGAUAUGGGCCAUGGCCCACUGUCACGGAGAGGUUAUGCAGCGCUGGACGACUCGAAUUCGAUGCUGUUUGACGGCAAGGGAUUCGUCGCCGGUCGACUUGCCGGUGACCGCGUGGACGGGUACCUUUUCUGCUAUGGCCAGGAGUAUCGAGCGGCGAUGAAGGCAUUCUAUGCGCUGUCCGGCAAACAGCCAGAGUUGCCGCGGUACGCCUUGGGCAAUUGGUGGAGCAGGUACCACGCAUACCGACAAGAGGAAUAUCUCCAGCUCAUGGAUACGUUUCGCGCGCGCGAUAUCCCCAUGUCCGUCGCCGUCAUUGACAUGGACUGGCAUUAUGUUUCAGACGAACGCGUCCCUCAUUCCGGCUGGACCGGGUAUACCUGGGACAAGAAUCUGUUUCCGGACCCGGUGCAGUUCGGACGAGAGCUUCAUGACCGGAAUCUGAAGAUCACCCUCAACGACCAUCCCCAUCAAGGAAUUCAUUCGCACGAGGACCCAUACGAGGAGAUGGCGCGAGCUCUCGGCCAUGACACGCGCGACAAAACCCCGAUUCUAUUCGAUCCAACAAGCCCUAAAUUCAUGGAGGCGUACCUGGGCAUUCUGCACCGGAACCUCGAAAACAUUGCCUGUGACUUCUGGUGGAUCGACUGGCAGCAGGGGUUAUAUUCCAAAGUGCCCGGCAUGGACCCCUUGUGGCUGCUGAACCAUUUCCACUUCCUCGACCACGCCCGCCAGGGAAACAUCCCGAUAAUCUUCUCGCGGUACGCCGGCCCGGGCAGCCAUCGGUACCCCAUCGGGUUCUCGGGCGACACAGUUGUAACGUGGGCGUCGCUGCAGUUCCAGCCCGAGUUCACGGCCACGGCCUCCAACAUUGGAUACGGCUGGUGGAGCCACGACAUCGGCGGCCAUCUGUUUGGAGGCCGCGAUGACGAGCUCGUCACCCGCUGGGUCCAACUGGGCGUGUUCUCGCCGAUCAUGCGCCUGCACUCGACCCAGUCCCACUGGAUGUCCAAGGAGCCCUGGCUGUACCGGGCCGAGUGCGAGAGCGUCAUGUCCACCUUCCUGCGUCUUCGCCACCGCCUCGUGCCCUUCCUGUACACGCGCAACAUCAUCUGCGCGCGGGAUGACGAGCCCCUCGUCCAACCCAUGUACUGGCACCACCCGUACCGCGCCGAGGCCUACACCGUUCCGAACCAAUACUACUUUGGCGCCGACCUGCUCGUCGCCCCGAUUGUCCACCCACGAAACAGCAAGACCAGCCUGGCCGCCGUCCAGGCCUGGCUGCCCCCGCCCCACCGCCAUGUCGAUAUCUUCACCGGCACAGUCUACGAUGCAGACCACACCGUGACCUUCUACCGACCGCUGGACGGAUACCCCGUCCUCGCACACGAGGGGUCCAUCAUCCCGCUAGACGCAGACGCCGCGCCCCGGAACGGAUGCCUGAACCCAAACGCAUUCGAGGUCCUCGUCGUUGUCGGCCAGGAUGGCCGCGCCGAGAUUUUAGAAGACGCACGAGACGACGCCAGUCCAGACGCUCCUGCGGCGGGACCACACACGCAGACAAUCGCAUACACCCAGAAAGAAGGCAUUUUAACUGCCCAUAUCACGGACCAUCAUCGGCCCUGGACUUUUCGGUUCCUCGCCCUAACCGCCCUCCCCGACAAGUUCAAGCUAAGCAUCGACGGCGUCGAUCGAACCGCCGACACUUCUAUCCGCGUCGACCGGUACCCGCAGGUUGCCAGUGUAGUCGUGACUUGUCCCGCUGUGGGUGCAGAGCAGAAGCAAGUGAGGCAUGUCAUUAGCAUCGAGCUAGGCCCGGAUCCCCAGCUGGCCAUCAUCGACGCGACCCCACGCAUCGAGCAUCUCCUGAUGACCUACCAGAUCGAGUAUACGGCCAAGGAUCGGAUCUGGGAGAUUGUGCAGAGCGCCAAGGCGAACCCGAUCAACGUCACUGUCUCCCGCUUGAUGGGACUGGGACAUGAAGAGGCCAUCGUAGGCCCGAUCCUCGAGUUGUUGUUGGCGGAUAGUCGGUCUGCGGCGUGACUUGCUCAAAGCGACUUUUUCAAGAUAUAUCUAGAGUAAGCAAUUCAGAUCAAUGGUUUUAUUUUUAUAUACAGUUACUAUAUUGGAAACCUGUAUUAUGAGC
This is a messenger RNA of Penicilliopsis zonata CBS 506.65, 2838 nucleotides long. RefSeq lists its product as hypothetical. The transcript has a single exon. Gene Ontology annotation, biological process: carbohydrate metabolic process; N-glycan processing. Bases 303 to 2735 code for a protein of 810 amino acids. The record is from RefSeq and is a predicted model, not a curated record. Lineage: Eukaryota; Fungi; Ascomycota; Eurotiomycetes; Eurotiales; Aspergillaceae. Gene Ontology annotation, molecular function: alpha-glucosidase activity.